UUUCUUCAAGCAUAAGAUUUGAAGGACGCCCAGAGGCCACAAUCUGGCGCUUCGUCCGCUGCUCGAUAAAGCAUAUGAUGUUACUUGGAAAAUUCCCAAAUUUGAUCUCAAGACAAACAACUACCCGCUUUAGUACCUGCAACUGUCAUCGGUUCGUCCGUGAGCAAAAAGAAGCAAUUAGUGAGGACUAACAAGUCAAAGUUGGACAUUAGUAUUCUAUCAAUUCGUGAGAUCACGAUACUUUGGUCGUACCGUCGCCCGCUCUUUCGGAAGAAUGGCCGAUGAAAAUGAGAAUUCUGCUCCAUCAGUUCAAGAUUGCUGGAAGGCAAUGCAGCAUGGAUCAAAGAUGAUCAAACUGGAUGUCAGCAGGAAAGGCCAUCAGAAGAAAACAUUUGUUCUUGAUAAAGAGAUGAAAGAAAUUAGAUAUGAGCCAUCGAAGAAGAACUCACGGUUUAAGAUUGACAAAAUGACAGAAAUACAAUUUGGAGACAGCGUUAAGGACCUUUUCCAAGGAUUUUUGAAAAAGCACUCCCUCGACAAAUGUAUUUCCAUUAAGUUUGGUAACAAUGGGGGCAGUGCAGCCCUUAAUGUGGUGGCUGAAUCACGGGAAGUGGCAGACUUUUGGAUAAGAGGACUUCAGAGGCUCAUUGACAAUAAAGGUAAUCUCGAGAAAGAGGAUAAGGAAAAUCGUGAUCAAUGGCUCGUGGAAGCCUUUGAGAAAUUCGACAAGAACAAAGAUGGCUCUUUAGGUUUGAAAGAAGUCCAGAGACUUGUCGAAGCUUUGAACGUCAGCAUGAGUCCAAGUCAAGUGAAAAAGAAAUUUAAGGGUUGACAAAGUACCUCAAAUCUCCUGAGGGGGACAUCUUCAACCCCGCCCAUGACGAAAUUUACCAAGACAUGACGCACCCGCUGACCCACUACUAUAUUGCCUCGUCCCACAACACUUAUCUUCUACAAGAUCAGCUCCGUGGUCCGUCUAGCGUGGAUGCGUAUAUCAACGCUCUGAAGAAAGGUUGUCGUUGUGUGGAGUUGGAUUGUUGGGAUGGCGAGAACGGAGAGCCGAUUGUUUACCAUGGUCACACGCUCACCUCCAAGAUUCUCUUCAAAGAUGUGAUCGAGGCUGUUAAUAGAUAUGCGUUCGAGGUUUCAGAGUAUCCAGUUAUUCUCUCUUUGGAAAACCAUUGCAAUCUUUCAAAUCAAAAGAAAAUGGCUCAAAUACUCGAAGAAAUACUUGGUGAUUCCCUGUACAAAAUUCCUGUAGCUACGGAGUUUGAUACUUUUCCAUCUCCAGAUUUCUUCAAGAACAAAAUUCUCAUCAAGGGUAAGAAAUUAAAACUAGAGCAAGAGACAGUUGAUGACGAAGAGGGUGACGUCACAGAUGAAGAUGAAGCAGCUGAUAUCGAUCAAGAGGCAGCAGCGGUUGCAAUAGCAAAAGAAAAUGCGGGCGCGGAAGCGGGUUCGAGCGCAGGCGCAGAAGGACCCUCCUCUACCCCUGUUACUCCUCCAGUUAAAAAGAAAGAAAAGAAAUCGAAAAAGGAAAGCAUUCGUAGAUCUUUUCGUUCCGUUGGUAAAGUGGUCCGCAGUGCUGCUAAAUUUAAAGACGAAACAGAUCUAUCGUAUUCUGAUUCUGGUGAAGAAAGUUUCCAUGGUUACAUGUUUAUGUAUACUCCCGCCCGCUUCACGAGAGAGAUCAGCGACCAUAUGGAAUCAUUUUUAGGUUUUGAUGAAAAAUGCGGUAAGAAAAAGAAGAAGCAGACGCUGGCCAAAGAGCUCUCUCGCUGUGUAAACUAUGUGUCUAGCGUGGGAUUCAAGGGUUUUGAACACGCCAAACAAAACAGCAAGUUUUACCAGAUGUCUUCUUUUGUGGAAUCCAAAAUGCUCAACUUAGUGAACACUCAAGGAGCUGAGUUUGUUGAAUACAACAAGAGACAGCUCAGCAGAAUAUACCCAGCUGGAGGGAGAGUGGACUCAAGUAACUACAACCCUCAACAGGCCUGGAACGCAGGGUGUCAGAUAGUUGCGUUAAACUACCAAACGGAUUCUGAACCCAUGCACUUGAACCAAGGAAAAUUUAGGACAAAUGGAAGAGCAGGCUACAUUCUGAAGCCUAAAGUUCUAAGAGACUCUUCGUUAAAGUUGAAUCCUCUCACUAAGGCGGAAAUUCCCGGUGUGGAUAAGGUUACAUUAUCUAUUACGGUAAUUUCCGGUCAACAACUUCCAAAGCCAGCUAAAGAAGGAGAAAAAGGAGAGAUAAUUGAUCCUUAUGUAAAACUCGACUUUCAUGGCAUACAAGCCGACACAGCGUCUUUCAAGACGAAAGUUGUCAAAGACAAUGGUUUUAAUCCUGUGUGGAAUGAGAAGUUUGAAAAGGUUUUGCUGAUGCCGGAGCUGGCCAUGAUUCGAUUUGCAGUAUUCGACGAAGAUGUUGGAAUUGUAGACGAUUUUAUUGGCCAAUUCUCAAUUCCCUUCACCAGUUUAAGACCAGGUUACCGGCAUAUUCAUUUGUUGAGUAACAAAGGUGUAUCUCUGGGCUACGCUACUAUCUUCGUACACAUUGAGAUCAACGGCCCAGAAUCCAACAGCAAUUCGUCUUCACACAUGGAGACGGCUUCACCGACGAUUUCUAAGUUCUAGAUGAUGGUCAUUCAUUUCGCGAUUUCUCCAUCUUCUCCGCUGACUCGUCCCCAGUCUUCUAUCUACCUUUAGACAUUGCCGAGAUGUGCGCGCAGGAAAGAUGGUAGUGCUAGUCUCCCGCGAAAAAAACCCAGGCGACUAGGGGCAAAUUAGCCUUUCCUGCUUUCUGCUUCCGGGAUCUUUGGUCAACUUAGAUUAAUAGGGUGGCAAGUUGUUAACGUUUAUCAUAUGAGCGGAUCACUUUUCAGUAGACUGUCGCGAAACCAGAACCAUAAUAUUUACAAGCGCCAAUCAGGGCUUUUUUAAGGAACCAAUGAGAGCUUAUAAUAAAAAAAAGAGGUCUGCGAACGGUCUGAAGCGCGGGAAAACGCGACUGGCUAAGUCACUUCUGAUUGGUUUAGAAAGUGGCGCGAAAUGUGCUAUGCCUUCCCGGCGUACUCUUGACACUUGGUUGAAAACUGUCCGAGAAACGUCUUAUUUGUUUGGUUAGUAGUUUUGUUAAAAAAAAAAAAAAAAGAGUACAUGUUAAAUUAAUGGGAUGUAAGAGCAAUAGGAAUGCUUCUUUUAGUCAGGAGUCACAUAUUACCGGUGGUAAUGCCCAUCUGAAAAAAAUAGGAGAUAAAUUCUUAUCAGGGAAUUGAAUUUCAAAAUAAAUUUUUAAUUCGUUCAAAUGAUAUUAAGUGAUUAAUUUAAUUGUAAUUUAAGUACGACCAAAAGAAGUUAUUUCGCAAUAGUAUAUUUAAGGUAAACUUAAAGAAAUGUUUCUUAUAAUAUAGCUAUGAUAUUUAAGCUAGCACUUUCAUUUAGAAAUCUCAUCCCUUUGGGUUUUGAUAUAAGGGUGUUAUUUCUGAAUUGUUUUGAAGGGGAAAGAAUCUGAAAUGCGUUAUGAUUCGUUGUUGGUCGGAACCGUAUUUUUAUCGGGAAAUAGAAGCCUUAGAAGGAGCAAAGGAGAUUAUUCAGUUAAGGGCGUGUGUUUGUUUGUGUUGGAAUGUGACGGGGGGGGAGGGUGGGUGGCAACCUCGUUCCCAGGGCUUUUCCCGUUUUGAAUAUUUUGGCGGGCGGACAUUUUUCCCACCCGCCAAAAUAUUAAAAAAGGAAAAGCCCUGGGAACGAGGUUGAGUGGGUGGGUGCUACAGUAACGUUUGACUUACAUUUGAAGGCUUACUAGUGUAGAGAAUGAUAAUCAAUUUUUCUUAAGAAGGCACUUGAGGGAGUUCUUCAACGGCGACUUGUGGGCAUUUAGGGAGCAUUCAAGGUUGUUUUAAUGUAGUUGGUUUUUCUCUUUUUUAAAGGGCGGCAUAUACCCUAUAGGAAUUUCCCCUCCCCCCUGCAGUUGUCAAUUAGUCUUGUAUCCAAACUUUUCACGGUCAAGCAGUCGUAAGCUCAGUCAUGGUUACUCGGUUGAAUCUGGGUACGAGUUAGCUCUUAAGUACCAGUUAUCCUAGUGUAUCGUUAAUGUAGAGUCUUGUUUUAAGAUAACAGCAAUGUUUUGCUUGCUCUGACGUGAACACAAAAAUAUUAUAAAUUGUUAUCGAUGAUCACUUAUCUCUUAUUUAUGUGGGAAUUAUCAUUUUCCUCUGGUAUCAUAAGUUAUUUACUCCUUGCUGGGCGCAAGAAAAUGCGCUCCCCUGUUUCUAUGGGAUAGCUAUUUAAAGCACAUUUUUUAAUCCCCGUGUGAAAGUUCAAUUUUAUCAGCUAUCACUGUAGAUAUUAAGCUAUUGACGUUUGGAUUUAAUUUGGUGAAAAUAAAGUUUCUUCAAUUAA
Stylophora pistillata is the source of this 4398-nucleotide messenger RNA. RefSeq names its product 1-phosphatidylinositol 4,5-bisphosphate phosphodiesterase delta-4. The record is from RefSeq and is a predicted model, not a curated record. Lineage: Eukaryota; Metazoa; Cnidaria; Anthozoa; Scleractinia; Pocilloporidae. Gene Ontology annotation, biological process: intracellular signal transduction; lipid metabolic process. Gene Ontology annotation, molecular function: calcium ion binding; phosphatidylinositol-4,5-bisphosphate phospholipase C activity. Gene Ontology annotation, cellular component: plasma membrane.